Lycium barbarum (goji berry) is the source of this 5548-nucleotide messenger RNA. Its product is annotated as peptide deformylase 1A, chloroplastic. Gene Ontology annotation, molecular function: peptide deformylase activity. Gene Ontology annotation, biological process: peptidyl-methionine modification; N-terminal protein amino acid modification. The record is from RefSeq and is a predicted model, not a curated record. The transcript is spliced from 5 exons. The coding region runs from base 4370 to 5200 and encodes 276 amino acids. NCBI's taxonomy places the organism in Eukaryota, Viridiplantae, Streptophyta, Magnoliopsida, Solanales, Solanaceae. Gene Ontology annotation, cellular component: mitochondrion; chloroplast.
AGGUAGCUUGCUCCAAGCCGGCCCGGUUGCGAGGAAUCAAGAGAUCUUUGCCGGUGCUGACUUGGAUCUCGGGUGACGGAAUAAGGCGGCCAGAAGCGACGAGCAGUCGCGGUCGAAGCUUGGUGCCAAGAAGGAGACCAACUAGACGAGACAGACCAUUGUUCAUAGGUUGGUUAUAAGCCUGGAGAUCGAAUCUGAUUCUUCCCCUUUGAGAGGGAUUCUCGUGCCAACCAUAGGAAGAAGAACUCGGCAUAUCUGGAUCCGGAAUCAUGAAUAGAUAGGGGCAGCAUAUGCGGGGGCUUCUCUGGAAGAAGAUCUAAUAGGGGAUCUCGAGGUUGAAAAUGAAGAUCCAUAUGCAUGUACGAAUGAAGGUACAGAUCGGAAGCUCUUCGAGCUUCCGGGUGAGCUUACGCUUACUCUCAGCUUGGGGAGGUACGCAAGCGAGGGAAAAAGCUUUGAUGAGGCAAAGUGUAAAGCUGAGGCAUAUUUCUAAAACUAGCAAUUCCGACUCUUCUCUCAAAGGGUCUUGGUCUCGGUCCGGUCUUUUCUUCCUUGGUCUGACGCUUGCGUCUUCCUUUCAGCGAAGAACAUCCAUCCUUGGGGAGGUCACCUCUAAAGGCCUAUAGGUCCGUCUAUCGAUAGGUGAUACGCUCAAAUUACACCUAUUAUUGGUAUAACGCGGACGUUGUCAAAUAUAGUAACCCAACAAGGUUGGGGUCGAAUCCCACAGGGAAUAUGGUGUGAAAAGGUUACUAAAGUUGUAAAUGCUAAGUUCUAGGUCUAAUAUCUUAAUUCGAUAAUGUUGGUAAAAGUUGGGUUUUGUCUAUGACUAAUUUCUAAACUGUUGUUUUAGUGACUAUUUAUGGUAAAAGAAACUAAGGUUGUGUCCCCGUUAGAUAGGGUGUAUGAUCAUGGGUAUUGAUCUUGAUAUACUUGUAAUGGAUCAUUAUAUUAAUGCACUUAAUCUCUAUGUGAAUCUCUAUUAUUUCCCAAUAAAUAAAGAUUAUAUCUUUCUAUGAUUUUCCCAAAUAUAAGAAAGUGAUUAUGAAGAACGAUUAAUCAUGCCAAGUAAACUCCUCUUAUUCCUAAGUGAAUUUAUUAAACAAAGUUUAAAGCUUUGAGUUCUUGUUAAUUAUUCUUACCAACCCUAAUUAUUUUCCCAAAUAAAUUAGGGUUUAUGGCUUUAAUCAAUGUUUGCAACCAUUAAUUAUGAAUGAAGAAUGAAGAAUAAUCAAACCCUAAUAAUCCAUUAUGUGUAUAUCAAUCACAACACCCAAUCACAAAACACCCAUCAUUGGGUUCACAACCCUAGUAAGGGAAUUUAGCUACUCAUGACAAAGAAUAAGAAAUAAGACAUUGAAGAAUUCAUAAAUGCUUACUUUGGAAAAAAAAAGAAUUGGUAAUACUUGAAUUGAUGUUUGAAUCUUCAAAAACUAGAGAGAAGUUUUUGUUCUAAGUCAAGAGACAAAAAUAUAUUGAAUGCUGACUAUUAAAACCCUACAAUGACUAUUUAUAGGUUUUGAAAAUACAUAAGUUACAGAUUUUGCACUUCAGUCCUGUCAUGACGAAAUACGGUCCGUAAAUCACUUUACGGACCGUAAACAUGGUUUACGCCUAACUCGUUCACUCAGCUGUGUGCAACUUAUCCUGCCAAAAUACGGACCGUAAAGUGGUUUACGGACCGUAAAGUGGUUUACGGUCCGUAAACUGCUUGGUCGUAAUUCAACAUCUGAUACUUCGACUUUCUGCCAGAUGCUCAACUGGUUAAAUACGUGAUGGAAUACGGACCGUAAACUGAAAUACGGUCCGUAAACCUAGCUCGUAAACCACCAUCUUCUCAGCUUGACUUUCUGGUUCUGUUAUCCUUAAACACGACCAUGGAAUACGGCCCGUAUUGUAGAAUACGGACCGUAAACAUCACUUUACGACCUGGUUCUGCACUUCAACUGUGAUUGUGCCGAAUCUGUUCCUUUACCUGAAAAACACUAAAAAUCACGUAAAAUCACAUAGGCUUGCUUAAAAACAAGUAAAACUUAGAGUAAAAAAGCAUCGAUUGUGGCGUAAAACCACGCCACAUCAAUAGGCUGUCUUUCUUUUCUUUCUCUUACGGGUCGGCAAAGUCUGAUUCUAUUGGAAAAAAGGGCCGGUCUCUUCGGCGAGGGCUUGACGCCAUCUGAAGCGUCAGACGAUGCUUGGCAUUCCUGAAAUCUAUCUCUUUGGGUGAUGAUGCUAAAAGCACAGGUCUAUACUUCGGCACAGACCUCUUUUGAGAUUUAAUAUAGGAAAGUAAAGUGCUAGUAUUUCUUAGAGCUUGGCUUUCUCCACAACCAGUCUUCUAUUGGGGCACCAUAUAGAGGUUCUAGAGGAAAGAAGGGAGCUAAAGGAGUACGAAGUCCCGACAGCAAAUCCUUCUCACUUUUUUGAUGCGAAUUGAAUACGCAGCUCUAAGACGAGGGAAGCGCUUAAAAGCCCCUUUAUUCAUACAUUGAAUUUCGAGAUAGCCGGAUAGCAACGGUCUUCUUCUAGCUCCUCGCGGAUUCUCUGUAUUCUCUUCCGAACAGCGGAUUUCCUCUUUCUAUUAAGAAAUUCUAAAGAAAAAGUCCCUCGGACGAGGAGAAAAGGGGCUUUUGAUCGAGAUGGGUAGAAGAAGCACUGCUAAGAUAAAUCUCUCUGGAGGAAAGACAUAGCUCAAAAAUAUGGUUUGUUGAAUCAGUGGACAACAAAUGAAGUAAAUACUACUUACGGAUGCAGUGUUUGGAAGACUAUUAGGAGAAUGUGGAAUGAAUGCCGUGAAAAUUUGAGCAUAAUGGUAGGGGAUGGGACAAAAACCUUCCUUCUGGGAAGAUCAUUGGAUUGGGCACUGUAAUCUCAAAACUUUAUUCCAGGACUUACACAUCUCAGUCUUCAAAAAAUGGACAAAAUAUCCCAAAUGUGGACAGCACAGGGGUGGAAUCUUUUGUUUAGAAGGGCACUAAAUGAUUGGGAAAUAGGGAGAGUCACAGAUUUGCUUUUGGUACUCAAUUCCUUCAUAGAAACCACUAAUGUUCCUGAUAAACCAGUUUGGAAACUAUGCAGCAAAGGGAAUUUCACUGUUAAAUCAGUUUAUUGGGAGAAGAACAAGGUUGUAAAUCCAUCUCUGGUUUGGCCAUGGAAGCUUAUUUGGAAAGUCAAAAUUCCAUAUAAGGUUUCUACUUUUGUUUGGUUAGUUUUGAAGCGGGCUUGUCUAACACAAGAGGCUCUACAAAGAAGAGGUCUUCAAAUACGCUCAAGAUGCCUACUUUGUGGAAAAGAUGCAGAAACAAAUAAGCAUUUAUUCCUACAUUGUCAGAUAACUGCACAUCUGCGGCACAUGUUCUUUUGUAUCCUAGGGGUGAAGUGGGUGUUACCACGAUCAACUCUAGAACUCCUAUGCAACUGGAAAGAAAUUGGAAGAAGGAAGGCGAAGGAAGAUUGGUGGCAGUCCAUUCCAGCUUGUAUUUGGUGGUCAAUUUGGAAGGAAAGAAACUCUUAAGACAAUUUGAAGAUAAAGCUAACACCAUCCAGAUAGUUAAAAUGGAGUGUCUUAGUAUCUUUUAUUUUUGGUGUAAACAAGAUAUAGUGGGGGAAAUAGGUGAUUUGGUAGAUUUUCUAGGCAAUGUGUAAAUUAUAACUAGCAUCAUUACCUCCCGGCCACUGUUUUUGGUGGCUUUACCUGUAAAGUUUCAAAUCAGCAUUCUAAAAAAUGCUGGUACAUUUGGAUGGAAUACAAAUGUUACCUUAUUCAAAAAAAAAAAAAAAAAAAAAAAAAAAGUAAUAAUCUGAGCAAGGAAUCUUUAGAUCAACUUGAAGUUUCAACUUUUAUUUCUAUUGAGUUUUGCUUCUUGUAAUUGUGUUCUGGCAGUAUGCACUAUUCUACUGGUGAUGUGAAAUUACUGCAAAUCCCUCUUAUCAUUUUAAAAUGCUGCAUCUUUCUAAAGAUAAGUCACUUAUACAAAUCAAGCAAUUAUGAUCAAACUAAUUAUUUCUAUUGAGCUUUUCUUCUUGUAAUUGUGUUCUGGUAGUAUGCACCAUUAUACUGGUGAUGUGAAAUUACUGCAAAUCACUCUUAUCAUUUUACAGUGCUGCAUCUUUCUAAAGCACUUAUACACAUCAAGCAAUUAUGGUCAAACUAACUAGUUUUGAUCAUACUCCCUGAUCUGUUUAAUGGCUUGCUGGAUUCGCAAGAAUCUAAGGAGAUUGUAGUUCCAAGGUGUCAUAUUUCAGCUGUCAAAGACUGACAUACUGUUCUGUGACUGGAAAUUCAACUUCUAUUUCAAUUGAGUCUUGCUUCUUGGCAGCCCAUACGUACUCUGGGAUUCCUGAACACUCAUUGGUGUUUCUGAGUUUGGUGAUGGAGAGCAUUCCGCGAUUAGCACAGCGUGUUCUUUCCGUGCCAUUCACUCCAAAAUACUUGAAAUCCUGUGAGAAAACGAGACCUCUUACCUCCCACUUAAUGCAACUCCACGGCUUCCGGAGACCAAUAUUCAUACAAUGGAAUCUGCAGGGAAGACCUUCUGUAUGCACUGACUUAGUAUCCGUGAAAAAUUACAGUUCUGCCACUGCUCGAGCAGGUUGGUUUCUGGGUUUAGGAGAGAAAAAAAAGCAAGUCAUACCUGACAUUGUGAAAGCUGGUGAUCCUGUUCUUCAUGAACACGCUCAGGACGUUUCUCUUGAGGAGAUUGGGUCAGAACGGGUCCAAAAGAUCAUUGAUGAGAUGGUUAAGGUUAUGAGAAAUGCACCCGGAGUUGGUCUUGCUGCUCCUCAAAUUGGUAUUCCUUUGAAGAUAAUUGUGUUGGAAGACACAAACGAGUAUAUAAGCUAUGCUCCUAAAGAUGAAACCAAAGCACAGGACAGACGUCCAUUUGAUCUCCUGAUUAUUGUAAAUGCAAAGCUUAAAAAGAAAGGCAACAAAACUGCAUUGUUUUUCGAAGGGUGCUUGAGUGUUGAUGGGUUCAGAGCAGUUGUGGAAAGACACUUAGAAGUAGAGGUUAGAGGUUUGGAUCGAAAUGGCAAAGCAAUCAAAGUUGAUGCUUCAGGGUGGCAGGCUCGCAUUUUGCAGCACGAAUGUGACCACCUAGACGGAACUCUUUAUGUCGACAAGAUGGUUCCUAGAACAUUCAGGACUGUAGAGAACUUGGACUUGCCUCUUGCAGCUGGAUGUCCUAAAUUGGGAGCAUGCUGAGUCCACUACCUCAAGCAACUCUUCAUGAACUGUGUUAACAAUAUUUUGCUUGCGAAUGGGAUCAUGGGUACAAUUAAGGAACUGUCGCACUACUUGGAUUCAGAUAUGAGGUCCUUUAACAACAUUCUUUUUUUUUGAUGGAUGAGCUAUAAAGAUCCAAUUUUUUGAAUGGUAUACUGCUUCUCCGUGUUCUAUUCGGUUACAACUUAAAGAAAAUACUUGGUGUGGUCUAGUGCUCACUAAAGUCGGUUGAGAAUUUCAGGUUCAUUUUCCAGAAGAGGUGAGCGCAAGCUGGUCCAGAUACUACAAUUAUCAAACGUUUAUUCUGAAUAUUAUGUCCCUUUUCAA